AAUAUUCCGGUCCUUCUCAAAUAUGGGAAACCAGAGUGCCGUGUGAAAAACCUUGUUCCUCACGUUUUCCGAUGUAUUGAUUUUCUAUAUAGCCUUCCCGCUGCUUGCUUUUUGUAUCGCGAAAAGAAAGCAGCCUUGUAUAUCUUCAACCCUAACGAAGUAAAUAUUUUUGUUUGGAAGGUCGAUUUUAGCCUUUGACAAUGGGUUCUACUGGAAAGAUCAAGAUCGGCAUCAAUGGGUUUGGGCGAAUUGGAAGAUUGGUAGCCCGUGUGGCUCUGCAGCGCGAUGAUAUCGAGCUCGUUGCAGUGAACGAUCCUUUCAUUUCAACCGAGUACAUGACCUAUAUGUUCAAAUAUGACAGUGUCCAUGGCCAGUGGAAGAAACAUGAAGUCAAGGUCAAGGAUGAAAAAACUCUACUUUUUGGUGAGACACAAGUAGCUGUAUUUAAUUGCAGAAAUCCGGAAGAAAUUCCCUGGGGUGAGGUUGGUGCAGAGUAUGUGGUUGAAUCAACAGGAGUCUUUACUGAUAAAGAGAAAGCAGCUGCACACUUGAAGGCAGGUGCUAAAAAGGUAGUCAUCUCAGCUCCUAGCAAAGAUGCCCCUAUGUUUGUUAUUGGGGUUAAUGAGCACGAGUACAAAUCUGAUUUGAACAUCGUUUCAAAUGCCAGUUGUACCACCAACUGCCUGGCUCCUUUAGCUAAGGUGAUCAAUGAUAAAUUUGGCAUUGUUGAAGGUCUCAUGACAACAGUACACUCCAUCACAGCAACACAGAAAACAGUUGAUGGACCAUCAAACAAGGACUGGCGAGGUGGCCGAGGUGCUGGAUUCAACAUUAUUCCUAGUAGCACUGGAGCAGCUAAGGCUGUCGGAAAGGUUUUACCAGCUUUGAAUGGAAAGCUGACUGGAAUGUCCUUCCGAGUGCCCACACCAGAUGUAUCAGUUGUGGAUUUGACUGUCAGACUUGAGAAGCCUGCCACUUAUGGGGAGAUAAAGGCUGCCAUCAAGGCGGAAUCUGAAGGAAAAUUGAAAGGAAUUCUUGGUUACACAGAGGAUGAUGUUGUAUCUACAGAUUUCAUUGGAGACAGCCGAUCAAGCAUAUUUGAUGCCAAGGCAGGAAUAGCAUUGAGUGACAAUUUUGUGAAACUGGUGUCAUGGUAUGACAAUGAAUGGGGCUACAGUUCACGAGUCAUAGAUUUGAUCGUGCACAUGGCUUCAACUGCAUGAUUAUGGAAUAUACGGUUCCUUGACUAUGCAACGGACAGAAUUAUAAUUUAGUUACUCUGCUCUCUUCUUUUGGUCCAGGAUGAGAAUCAACAUAUUCUGAAUAAACUCAUAGGUCAUCUAAGCUGAAGCUUUUGGUAGAUUUUUGUCUAUCUGUCUCUCUACCUUAGGAAUAAAUCGAAUUCUGUUAAUAGAGAGUAUUCCAAUUUAUAAUAUUGUACUGGUUAUUGUUAAAUUUAUUAUCCUUGCCUGUAAAAAGGAAAGUAAAAGAGUUCUGUUACUCUCCUAUCAGAAAUAAAUGAUAUUUUUUUUUAUAACAAAGGCUAGCACAUUCUGAGAA
This is a messenger RNA of Cryptomeria japonica (Japanese cedar), 1560 nucleotides long. Its product is annotated as glyceraldehyde-3-phosphate dehydrogenase, cytosolic. Gene Ontology annotation, biological process: glucose metabolic process. Lineage: Eukaryota; Viridiplantae; Streptophyta; Pinopsida; Cupressales; Cupressaceae. Gene Ontology annotation, molecular function: oxidoreductase activity, acting on the aldehyde or oxo group of donors, NAD or NADP as acceptor; NADP binding; NAD binding. The transcript has 12 exons. The record is from RefSeq and is a predicted model, not a curated record. Bases 201 to 1223 code for a protein of 340 amino acids.